AUGGGAGUACCUGCAUUUUUUAGAUGGCUAUGUGCCAGAAAUCCUAAGGCUCUGUUAGAAGUCUUGGAAAAUUCAGAUGAAUCCAUAUUAUCAAAUAAUCCAGAUAUUGAUAAUCUAUAUCUAGAUAUGAAUGGUAUCAUUCAUCCAUGUUCUCAUCCUGAGUAAGGAGGCAUUCCUAUUCCAGUCACAUAUGAUGACAUGUUUGUGAACGUAUUUCACUACAUAGAUCGUUUAGUUGAUAUUGUACGUCCAAAGGAAUUGAUAUAUAUGGCCAUUGACGGUGUUGCACCAAGAGCAAAAUUAAAUUAACAAAGAAGUUUAAUAACACAAUAAAUCUAUAGGUCGUAGAUUUAGAGCAGCAUAAGAAUCCAUAAGAAUUCAAAAGGAGAAGGAACGUUUACGAGAUUAUUGGAAAACAUAAGGUUUAAAUUCUGAUGCUUUAAAUACAUAUAUUGAGAAAAACUUUGAUAGUAACUAAAUUACUCCAGGAACUGAGUUUAUGCAAAAAUUAAAUAUUGCAUUACAGUAUUAUAUUUAUGAUAGAAUGAAUAAUGUAAUAUUAUAUUUCAUCUAAUAUUAGAAUCCUUUAUUUAGAAAUAUAUUGAUUAUUUUUAAUGAUUCAAGUAUUCCAGGAGAAGGAGAACAUAAAAUUCUUUAAUUUGUAAGAGAUUAAAGAAAAUAAAUGAAUUAUAAAACAGUUAGACAUUGUUUAUAUGGAGCAGAUGCUGAUUUAAUAAUGUUGGGUUUGAGUACACAUGAACCAUAUUUUUAUGUAAUAAGAGAAACAAUAAUGGCUAAUGAUGAUAAACAAUGUUCAAUUUGUUAAUAAAAAGGUCAUUUUUUUACUGAUUGUAAAAAGAGAGAAAAGGUAAUUGAUGAUUUGAAUGGAGAAAUUAAAUAAUAUAAUUAAAUUCAAUAACAGCAAAAGAAUAAAGUAAUUUAAGUAGAUUUUUAAAUAUUAUAAUUAAAUAUUGUAAGGGAAUUUUUAUAUUUUGAAACUAGAGAUUUACAAACAUCAUUAAAAGGUUAAUAUGAUUUAGAAAGAAUUAUUGAUGAUUUUGUUUUUAUGUGUUUUUUAGUAGGAAAUGAUUUUCUACCACAUAUACCUUGUUUAAAAAUAACUGAAGGGGGUAUUGAUUGUUUACUUAUAAUAUAUAAAACAAUUCUAUCAUAAAUAGGAGAUUAUUUAACAAAUUGUGGUGAAUUGAAUUUAUAAUAGAUGAAUUAAUUUUUAUUUCAUGUUGGAUUAAUUGAAGAUGAAUUAAUUAAAGGUUAAGAAAAAAAGAAAGAAAUAGUUAAAAAUAGAAGAGAGAGAAAUGCUGAAAUGAAAGAAUAAAAAGUUGUGAUGCCACCUGAAUUUAGUAUUGUAGAUACAUCUAAAGAAGUUUUAUUAAAAUUUAAAUCUGCAUUAAAAGAGAAAUUAACAGAAAUAAAUUAAUAAGAAAUUGAUUAAGCAUAAUCAGCAAAAUCUUCAUAAGAAUUAAAAAAAUGGAAAGCUGUUAGUUAUAAAUAAAGAUAUUACUAAGAAAAAUUUGGAAUAAAACCUUCUUAAUUUAUUGAAUUCUAACAUCGAAUAAAAAUAUCUUAUUUAGAAGCAUUAGCAUGGACAUUAAAAUAUUAUUAUUAAGGAUGUGUAGAUUGGGGAUGGUUCUAUCCUUAUCAUUAUGCACCAUUUGCAUAAGAUCUGAUUAAUUUAGAUUAAUGUAUUUUUGAAUUCUAAAUUAAUACUCCUUUUAAACCAUAUUAACAAUUAUUAGCAGUAUUACCACCUUAAUCAGCAUAAUUUUUACCUAGACCCUAUUAAUAAUUGAUGUUAGAAACAUCAUCUCCUAUAGCUGAUUUCUAUCCUACAGAUUUUGUAGUUGAUUUAAAAGGAAAGAAGUUUGCAUGGCUUGGAGAAGUAGUAUUACCAUUUGUAGAUGCUGAUAGAUUAAUAAAGGCAAGUAAUAUAGGUAUAACUUUAUCAAAAUUGGAAUAAGAGAGAGAUAGAUUAGGAUAAACAUUAAUUUUUAGUGCUAAAAAACAUGAAAUCUUUAAUUUUUAAGUGUGUCAUAUUUAAGUAUAAGUUGAAUGGUUACCACGUUUUCCUAUUGGAAGUGAAAUUAAAUCACCUAUACCAACUAUGGGAAACAUUCUUAAUAAUUAAAUUAUUAGUGGGGCUUUGUUGAAAACAGUAAUGGAAAGUGAUCCAUCAUUUAUUUAGAAUUAAAUUAGGAAAGGAACUAUUAUGCCACCUGAAUUUUUGGAUGAAUAUUAUAUGAAUUAAUGUGAAUAGAAUAAGAGAUCAUUUGGAGGAGAAGCAGUUAGAAGAAUAAUAUAUUCAAUAUUGGGAGUCAAAUAAGUGAGGAGAUUAGAUAGAUCAUAAGAAGAUUUUGAUUAAAUAAAAAAAUAAACAAAGUUAUGAUAUUAUCAUUAUUUCUGGGCAAUA
Messenger RNA from Paramecium primaurelia, 2428 nucleotides. NCBI's taxonomy places the organism in Eukaryota, Ciliophora, Oligohymenophorea, Peniculida, Parameciidae. The record is from the annotation of a GenBank genome assembly.